AGGCGGCUUGGCUGAAGCCCAAGCUCGACCUUCCCAUUCCCCAGCGCAUUUUGCAGCACUCCUUCGUUCCUGCACAUACCGAGCGCAAUGCUCUCUCAUUCCGAGGUGGAUGCGCUUCUGAUCAUCCCUGGGCUCCUGGGGAUCCUGUGGUCUGCGAAGGAGUGGGCCGCCGUCAGCAAGGUGAAGCUCGUUGGUCCAGAUGGCAUGGCCAGCAAGGAUGCCGGCGGGGACACUGCGAGGAUCUUGGAGGAGAUGGCCAAGAUCGCGGCCACUAUUUCGACGGGCGCCAUCGACUUCCUCUUCACCGAGUAUGUGUACAUGGGCAUCUACAUCGUGGUCUUCGGCGCGAUCUUGUGCUUCUUCACGGGCGUCCCUACCACCUGCGCGUUCGUGGUCGGCGCCAUCACCUCCAUCCUGUGCGGAUACAUUGGCAUGAGGAUCGCCGUGUACACGAACGUUCGGACCACGCACGAGUGCUGGAGCACCAUGGCGAAAGGCUACGCUGUCGCGAUCCAGGGCGGCAGCGUGAUGGGCUUGUCCCUGGUGGCCCUUGGGCUCCUGGCCCUUGUGGGGAUCAUCAAGACUUUCACGAUGUUCUUCGCGUUCGAGACCCCGGAGGCGAUGUACGAGGCCAUCGCGGGGUACGGCCUCGGCGGCUCGUCCAUCGCGCUCUUCGGGCGCGUGGGCGGCGGGAUCUACACCAAGGCCGCAGACGUGGGCGCUGAUUUGUCUGGCAAGAACGAGUAUGGCCUGGAGGAGGACGACUACCGCAACCCGGCAUGCAUCGCGGACAACGUCGGCGACAACGUAGGUGACAUUGCAGGCAUGGGCGCCGACCUCUUCGGCUCCUUUGCGGAGGCCACAUGUGCUGCGCUGGUGCUGGCUGCGGGAUCGGAGCUGCGCAAGGACUACGCAUCCCAGAUGUACCCAGUGCUCGUGUCGUCCACGGGAAUCGUCGUGGGCAUCGUCACCCUCGUGUUGUGCAACAUGCUCUUCAAGAUCAAGGAGCUCGAGGAGGACAAGAAGGGGAAGUCCGUGGAGAAUGGCCUCAAGGGCAUUCUGGUCGUGAGCACCUUCCUGAUGUCGCCGGUCGUGAUCUGGCUGUCCCAGUCGUGCCUUCCGGCCACGUUCACGAUGGGCGAUCAAGACGUGAAGUGGUGGCACUGUGCUGUGGCCAUCAAUCUGGGUCUCUGGUCUGGACUGCUCAUUGGCUUCGUCACGGAGUACUACACGUCCGGCAGCUACGAGCCCGUGAAGGAGAUUGCCAACAGCCAGAUCCAGUCCGCGGCCACCGGCAUCAUCUACGGCUUGGCGCUCGGCUACUUGUCGUGCAUCAUCCCUGUGCUCUGCCUGGGGAUCACCGUCCUCGUCGCUCACACCCUCUGCGGCAUGUUCGGCGUGGCGCUCGGCGCGCUGGGUAUGCUGGGCACUAUGACCAUGGCCCUCACCAUCGACGCCUACGGCCCCAUCUCCGACAACGCAGGCGGCAUCGCCGAGAUGAGCGGGCUGCCCGAGCAGGUCCGCGCGAAGACGGAUUGCCUUGACGCCGCUGGGAACACCACCGCGGCCAUCGGCAAAGGCUUCGCCAUCGGCUCUGCCGCGCUCGUGAGCCUGGCCCUGUUCGCCGCCUUCUGCCAGCGUGCCGAGGUCGACACCGUGGACGUCCUGAACCCGUGGGUCUUCACCGGCCUCCUGUUCGGCGCCAUGAUCCCGUACGCGUUCGCGGCCAUGACGAUGAAGUCCGUGGGCAAGGCGGCGAACGAGAUGUACGAGGAGUGCAUGACGCAGUUCCCGAAGAUCAUGGCGCCCGUGGGCUCGCCAAUGCACGCGGAGCCCGACUACAAGAAGUGCAUCAGGAUCUCCACCGAGGCGUCCCUCAAGGAGAUGAUCGCCCCUGGCCUCCUGGUAAUUCUCAGCCCGCUGGUGGCCGGCAUCGGCUUCGGCAAGAACGCGUGCGCGGGGCUCCUCUCUGGCGCUCUGGUGUCCAGCGUGCAGCUGGCCAUCUCCAUGAGCAACACCGGUGGCGCCUGGGACAACUCGAAGAAGUACAUCUCGGCUGGCCUGCUGCAAGACAAGAAGACCGGCAAGACCCACGCCAAGGGCUCCGACGCGCACAAGAACUCCGUGACUGGCGACACGGUGGGUGACCCUCUGAAGGACACGUCGGGCCCCGCGCUCAACAUCGUCAUGAAGCUGACGGCCAUCCUCAGCCUCGUCUUCGGAAGCGCCAUCAACACGUACUCCAACAAGAACGGUGGCCCCAUCUGGCUCGAGGCGUGAGCGAAACCUGCGAAGGCUCGCGCUCUCUCGUGGAUAGCCCAGAACUUUGUUUACCAGCCGCGAUGGCCUCAUAGGCUUUGGUCGCUGCCCCCACGAUGGUGGAAGACAGAUCGAGGCCGGAGCGGUACGAGCGAAGCAUCCUUUUUCUCGCCGUGAUUCCGAAGGGGAGACACCGGCAGCAGCACCGAGGCGCCUCGGUUGCUCAUCUUUUCACGGCGCCGCUAGGCAGUCGCAAGGGGGCCCGCGGCGUGGUCCCCGACGGUGGCGCCGCGGGCUCCGUUUUGGCGACAGCAUCUGCAGCUGGGCGGGCCGCUCCGGGUGCACAGCACUUCAGACGGGCGGCCGUCGCGCUCGGAACAAAUGAGGGUCUCUCGACGGCCCGAGAUGGCCAGAGGCCCCCUGAGAUUCUGAGGUGGGCGUCAAGGCGGU
Messenger RNA from Prorocentrum cordatum, 2709 nucleotides. The record is from the annotation of a GenBank genome assembly. Lineage: Eukaryota; Dinophyceae; Prorocentrales; Prorocentraceae.